Menidia menidia (Atlantic silverside) is the source of this 6072-nucleotide messenger RNA. The record is from the annotation of a GenBank genome assembly. NCBI's taxonomy places the organism in Eukaryota, Metazoa, Chordata, Actinopteri, Atheriniformes, Atherinopsidae.
AUGCCGUCAAAACAGAAGAAAUCCACGGCUUCGGGCGAAACCGAAGAGGUCGAUGACGAGGUGGAGGAAAGCGAGCCAGACUCAGAGGAGACGGGGAGAAGUAGUCCGAGUCACGGGGAAGCCGCAAAAACCGAGAAGAGUCGGAGGAAACACAAGAACGGCGAGGAGAGAGAGAGGGACGAGAAAGUGAGCGACAAGGCCAAGGAGAAACGGAGGAAAAAGAAACCGGACGGAGAUGCUGAAGCCGGUGCCGUGAUUACGAGUAAAGAGCCGAACAACAACAACAACAACGAUGAGACCAGAACCAAACCCAAAAAGGAGAAAUCUGAGAGGCUCCAGGAGGACGUGACCGAAAGAGUGAAGGAGGAAAAAGUUAAGCAGAAGAAGAAGAAGAAGCCGUCCACAGAGAGUCCGGAGGGAGAAGAGAUGGGCUCCAAGGAUAAAAAAUCUAAAGAGGGCAAGAAGAAGAAGAAGUCUCACAACGACGACGACGACGAGGAGCCUUUGAUUGAGGAGCAGGAAGAGGAAGAGGAGUCCAAGAAAAAGAAGAAGAAGAAGGCCAAGAAGGGAUCGGCGGAUAGCGACGAGGACAAGAAGAAAAAGGGGAAAAAAUCCAAAAACAAACAGCUGGACUACGCCGCGAUCUACCAGAACGAGCUGCUCAACUACCACACAGACUCCUCCGACGGGUACGAGGAUGAGUAUUACAAAAAGAAAGUGUACGAGGUGGUCACAGUAACCGGUGAUGUGAAGGGAGCCGGGACGGACGCUAACAUCUUCGUCACCCUUUUCGGAGACUUCGGCGUCUCGCCCAAAGUGCACCUGGCCAGCAAGAGCCGAACUGCAUUUGAGAAGAACAAAACCGAUGUUUUCCGCAUCAAAACGUACAACGUGGGGCCUCUAAAGAAGCUCAGGAUCGAGCACGACAACACGGGGAUGAGCGCCAGCUGGUUCCUGGACCGGGUGGUGGUGACCGACAUGAACCGGCCCCAUCUGCGCUUCUACUUCGCCUGCAGCAACUGGCUGAGCCGAGAGGAGGGCGACAACCUGUUUGUGAGGGACCUGCUGGGCAGCCAGAACCCCAUGGACGUCCCAAAAUUGAAUAAAUAUCUGGUGAGCGUCUUCACGGCCGACAUGAAGGGGAGCGGGACCGACGCCGACGUGUUCCUGAACAUCUUUGGAGAAAACGGGGACACAGGAGAGAGACGGCUGGACAGCGACAAAGACAACUUUGAGCGCGGGUCGGAGGAUAAGUUCACCAUAGAGUCGCCAAACCUGGGGAGACUGAAGAAGAUCACCAUUGGCCACAACAACAGAGGUUCAUCAGCAGGAUGGUUUCUGGAUAAGGUGAUGGUCGAUGACAUGGGGAAUAAAGAAGUGUACGAGUUCCCGGUGAAUCGCUGGUUCGCCAUGGAUGAGGAUGACGGGAAGAUCCAGAGAGAUGUGUUGGUUGGAUCCAUGCAGCCGAUGGGCAUCGUGUACAACGUCCAAGUGAUGACCGGAGACAUAAGAGGAGCAGGGACCAACUCCAAGAUCCACAUGGUCAUGCACGGCUCCAAGGGCUUGAAAAACAGCGGCAAAGUCUUCCUGGAGGGCGGCGCCUUCGAGCGCGGUCUCAUCGACAUUUUCAACGUGGAGAUUUGCGAACUCAUCAGCCCUCUGAGCCGAGUCACCAUCGGCCAUGACAACGGCGCCGUGGGAGCCGGGUGGUACUGCGAGAAGGUGGUGAUUUACUGUCCGUUCACCGGCAUCGAGCAGACGUUUCCGUGUGGGAUGUGGCUGGACGAGGACGAGGCGGACGGACUGAUCGAGAGGGAGCUUUACGAGAUGGUCUCUCUGAGGCAGAAGAAACAGAAAAAGUACCCCUGGUCCCUCUGGAUCUGGACCUCGGACAUCAAAGGGGCAGGCACAGACGCCCAGGUGUUCCUGCAGAUCUACGGGGAGAAGGGCAAGUCCGACGAGAUCAAGCUGGAGAACAACUCCGACAGCUUUGAGCAGGCCCAGAUUGAUAAAUUUGUGAUUGAAAUGCCGGACAUGGGGAAGCUGCGGAAAGUGAGGAUUUGGCAUGAGAAGAGGCAUCCAUUCGCAGGCUGGCACUUAGCCAAGGUCACUCUGCUGAAGACGCUCACCGCUGAAAAGUAUUCGUUUGAAUGCGGCCGCUGGCUGGACAUCAACGAGGACGACAACGAGAUCGUCAGGGAGCUGCCGGCCACCGGGACGCUCAUCGAGGAUCCACUGCCACUGAUAAAGUAUCGCGUCACCAUCUGCACCGGGAACGUGAGUGGCAGCGGGACGGACGCCAGCGUGUUCCUGAACGUGAUCGGAGAGCUGGGGGACACCGGGGAGCGCCUCAUGUUCAUGAGCAAGAACAACGUCAACAAGUUCGAGAAGGGAAACCAUGACGAGUUCCUGAUAGAGUCGGUGACGGUGGGCCGGGUCCGGCGGGUGCGCGUGGGCCACGAUGGGCGCGGGGGGGGCUGCGGAUGGUUCCUGGACAAGGUGCUGGUCAGGGAGGAGGGCCAGCCGGAGUCCAUGGCCACCGAGUUCCCCUGUUUCAGGCAAGGCCAAACCUCACACGGGACCCGGGUCCUUUCUGACGCUCGUUUCUGUGUUUGGGACGCUUGUUUGUGGCUGGAUCGUAACGAGGACGACGGGCAGAUUGUGCGUGAGCUGGUUCCAGCCGGGGACGGCCUGCGUCUCUUCAACGUGGGCUACCACAUAGCCAUCAAGACGGGCAACAUCAGCGGGGCCAGCUCCGACUCCCGGGUGUUCGUGAAGCUGUACGGGGAGAAGGGCGACACGGACAAAGUCAUCCUGGCCGUGUCCGACAACGACCUCAGGAACUACUUCGAAACGGGCGCCACCGACAUCUUCACCAUGGACACCUUCGACAUCGGGGAGAUCAACCGGCUCCUGAUCGGACACACCAACGAGGGCCUGCGCGCGGGCUGGUUCCUGGACAGCGUGCAGAUCUCGGUGCCGGUCCACGGGAAGCAGUACAUGUUCCCCAGCCACCGCUGGCUCUGCAAGGACGAGGCCGACGGCAAGGUGGAGGUGGAGAUCUACCCCAGCGAGAUCCUGGAGAUCGAAAAACUGAUCAACUAUGAAGUAACAGUGGUCACAGGUGAUGUGCGUGCAGCAGGUACCAAUGCUAAUGUCUUCUGUCAGAUCUAUGGGGAGGAGGGAAAGACUGAAGUCCUCGUCUUGAAAAGCCGCUCCAACAAUUUCGAACGCGGCACCACUGAGAUCUUCAAGAUCGAAGCUCUGGAUGUGGGGAAGAUCUACAAGAUCCGCGUUUACCACGACGGGUCGGGGAUCGGGGACGGGUGGUUUUUGGAGACGGUGGAGAUCAAGCGGCUGACCACGGCCCUGGUCCAGGUGGAGGUCAGAAAAGAGGAGGCGCCCAAGAAAGACAAGAAGAAGGACAAGAAGAAGAAGAAGAAAGAGGAGGAGGAGGAGGUGGAGUUCGUGGAGGAGCUGCAGGAGGUGGUGGAGACCUCCGCCUUCCCGUGCGGCCGAUGGCUGGCCAGAGACGAGGAGGACGGCGAGAUCGUGGUGGAGCUGCUCACCGAGGACUGCGAGGACCUGGAGAGUGAGCGUUUAUGUUUAUUGAACUCGUACGAGGUCCACGUGUUCACGGGGCUGAUGUGGGGGGCGGGAACCGACGCCAACGUCUACAUCAACAUCUACGGAGAGACGGGGGACACGGGGGAGCGGCAGCUCAGGAAGUCCAACAACCUGAACAAGUUUGAGAAGGGAAAGGGCUCUUUCCGCUCGUUUGUGACCCAGGAGGACGUGUUCGACGUGUCGGCCGUGGACCUGGGAGCCCUGAAGAAGCUGAGGAUCCGACACGACAACAGCCAGGCCAGCGCCGGCUGGUUCCUGGACCGGGUGGAGAUCGUAGACAACAAGGAUGACACAACGUACUUUUUCCCUUGCAAACGCUGGCUGGCCGUGGACGAGGACGACGGGCAGCUCGCCCGGGAGCUGGUCCCCGUGGACGAGGCCUUCAUGAGGAUGGGGGACGAGGACGAGGAGGAGGAGGAGGCCACGCUCGGCCUGGAACAGAAGGCCAUGUCCACCACGUAUACGGUCCGGAUCAAAACGGGAGACAAGAAGUACGCCGGGACGGACGCAAACGUCUUCAUGGUCCUGUACGGAACCAAGGACGACACAGGGACCAUUACCCUGAAGGCCUCCAAGACUCACAAGAACAAGUUCGAGAGGGGCAUGACCGAUGAGUUCACCGUGGAGGCCGUGGACAUCGGGCCCCUGAAAAAGCUCCGGAUCGGACAUGACAACCGCGGAGGCGGAUCGGCCGGCUGGUUCCUGGACUGGGUGGAGAUCGACGCCCAGUCUCUGGGCCAGAAGCUGCGCUUCCCCUGCGGCCGCUGGCUGGACAAAGGCGAGGACGACGGCGCCAUCGUCAGGGACCUGUUCCCCAACCCCCUGCAGACCGAGUUCUACACCCCCUUCGUUCCGUAUGAGAUUAAAGUCUUCACCAGCGAUAUGUUCGCAGCCGGAACGGAUGCGGACGUCUUCAUCGUCCUGUACGGAAGGGAUGCGGUGUGCACGCAGCAGAAGAGUCUGUGUGUCAACAAGAGGGAGAGGAGGAUGUACUUCGAGAGGGGAGCCGAAGACAUGUUUAUCGUGGAGCUGGAGGAUGUCGGGGACGUGAUAGAGAAGAUCCGGAUCGGCCACGACAACCGCGGGGUCAAUCCCGGCUGGCACCUGGACAGGGUGGAGAUCCGGCGCCUGCUCAGGAAGGGGAAGGGAUCGGAGACCGCCAUCUUCCCCUGUGAGCGCUGGCUCGCCAAGUCAGAGGAAGACGGAGAAACGGUGGUGGAGCUGGUGCCCUCUGACAUCAUCACGCAGAAACUUUCCAGAGACGGCAGCCUGAAAGUGACCGAGGUGGAGGUGGAAGACGCCCUGGAACCUCACACCUACAACGUGUCAGUGAUGACGGGGGACGUUAACGGAGCCGGGACCGACGCCAACGUCUUCCUCACCAUCUACGGGGACCAGGGGGACACCGGGGAGAGGAAGCUGAGCAAGUCGGAGACCAACAGCAACAAGUUCGAACGAGGAUCUGUGGAUAAAUUCACUAUGGAGGCCAUUGAUCUCGGGCAGGUUUUUAAGAUAAAAAUCCGCCAUGAUAACAGCAUGAUGAACGCCGACUGGUACUUGGACCAAGUGGAGAUUCUGGACGUGGACACAGAGGAGGUUUUCCUCUUCCUAUGCGAACGCUGGCUCUCCAGGAAACGAGAGGACAGACGCAUCCAGAGAGUCUUCUAUGUGAAGGGUUACGAGGGCGUUCGAGAGAGCUUGUACGGUCAGAAGAACCCGGCUCUGACCGUAAAGAGCGUCGACAGUAACAUGAACAAGAAGAGUAAGAAGAAAAAGGAGGAGGACGUGGAGCUCCCAGCCAUCCCCUACCACGUCACCAUCUGCACGGGGCUGGAGCGGGACGCGGCCACCACCAGCAGGGCCUUCGUCAUCAUCGUGGGGGCCGGCGGGGCCCAGACGGAGAGGCUGUGGCUGGACCUGCCCGACGGGAGGAGGGGCUUCCAGUCCGGAUCCCUGGAGAACUUCCAGGUCCAGGGAGCCGACGUGGGGGAGAUUAAGAAGGUGGAGCUGGGCCACGACGGGGCCACGCCCGAGAGCUGCUGGCUGGUGGACGAGCUGUCCGUUGCCGUGCCAACCAAAGGGGUCAAAUACCUGUUCGCCUGCAACUGCUGGCUGGCCAAAGACCGCGGCGACGGGCUGACCGCGCGGGUCUUCAACGUGCUGGACGCCGACGCCGUCGCCAUCUCCCAGAAGAUCAUCUACGAGGUUACCGUGGUGACGGGAGACGUGCAGAACGCCGGGACCGACACCCGCAUCUUCAUGUCUGUGUUCGGGGUCAACGGCAGCUCCGAGGAGAUGCUGCUGCAGAAGAACGAGGACAGGUUUGAGCGUGGCCAGGAGGAUUCCUUCAACAUGGAGAUAGACGACAUCGCCCCGCUCAGGAAGAUGAGGCUCCGCAUCGACGGCUCGGGAAGCCGGCCCGACUGGUUCCUGGACAGGGUCUGA